AUGGGAGCGUCAUCAAGUAUACUAAAUGAGUUUGUUGAAGACACGAAUUUCAGUGUGGAGGAGAUCGACAGACUAAGAAAACGAUUCAUGAAACUAGAUAAAGAUGGAUCAGGGGAAAUUGAUAAGAAUGAGUUUUUAUCGAUCCCAGGUAUAUCGUCAAACCCAUUAGCCACACGAUUAAUGGAUGUGUUUGACAAGGAUGGUGACGGACAAAUUGAUUUUCAAGAGUUCAUAACGGGAUUAUCAGCAUUCAGUGGUAAAUCCUCCAACUUGGAGAAAUUGCAAUUUGCAUUCAACAUAUAUGAUAUUGAUCGUGAUGGCUAUAUUGGUAACGGAGAGUUGUUUAUUGUUAUGAAGAUGAUGGUGGGGAAGAACUUACAGGAUGAGGAACUACAACAAAUUGUGGACAAGACUAUUAUGGAAGCCGAUGUUGAUGGCGAUGGGAAAUUGAAUUUCGAAGAGUUUAAAAAGGCUGUUGAUAGCAAUUCUAUUGCUAAUACAUUGACAUUGAAUAUGUUUUAG
Molecule: messenger RNA, 522 nt
Organism: Lodderomyces parapsilosis
Lineage: Eukaryota; Fungi; Ascomycota; Pichiomycetes; Serinales; Debaryomycetaceae
Gene: CNB1
Product: calcineurin regulatory subunit B
Exons: 1
Coding region: 1-522 (173 amino acids)
Molecular function (GO): calcium ion binding; calcium-dependent protein serine/threonine phosphatase regulator activity
Source: RefSeq, a predicted model, not a curated record